GGCGUAUUGAUUGGCCGUGGGGCGACUGCGCGUCCGCAAAACCAACAUGUUGGUAAAUCUCCAUCCGCUAAAAACUGGAAAAUCUCGUCGAAUCCCGGCUAAUUUUUUACGAUAGAAUAUAAUGAGGUUUCUCCAAUUAGGCGGUGCGGUCCGUGGGAUCGGUCAGAGGGGGUGUUAGUGCGAUUUUCGGGACUAUAGGGAGGUGGUGACCCACGAUUGAUUUGCCCCCUUUUUAAUCGGUCCCGUCCUUUAGAAUUUAUGCAUUAUGGAACCCGGACCCAAUAAAAAAUCAUGGCACCAGAAACGCAUGGGACCCGCACCGUUUGCAUCCUUUGAAGACCUCUCAGAUGAGGUGAGGGCUCGCACAGUUAGCCCGGAAGAAAAAGAAAUAAACGUGAUCCGACUGCCCGGCAUUUCCGAAGACUUGACGCCCUCUCCAGACGUAGAGACUCGACGACACCCGGGCAUCAGCUUAGUUAGUCAACUGACCGUAAGGGAGUCAACCUCGCCCUCGACCUCGCCGAAUAGUAUGCACCAAUGCGGCUCCAAAAUGAAACUGGGCAAUACGCCCAGGAUAGAUAUAUCCAGGGCUAGUAGCUCGUCCCAUUACGAUAGCAGAGAUAGCAGUCCUGAGCGAGAGAUUAUUUUUGAAAGUAGCGAUCCAAAUUCUACAAAACUCGGCUUAGGAUUCAAAGAGGACGACGCUCUUGAACUGCGACUUUCUACUGAAGAACUGGACUUUCACGACGUCGCCGAGACAAAAACGCACAUCUACAAACAUCGUUCCGCCUCGCCGGAGUUCGACGAGCUGUGCAUCAAUAACAAUUAUACCAGCAACAAUCGAAAAGACUCUCAGUGCUCCGACGUUAUUUUACUGUCGAUAUCAGGCAGAACGUCCCGUUUAUCCAGCAUAGGUAGCCAAGGAUCUGGUCAAAGCCGCUUAUCCAACGCCAGUCACAUUUCCGUGACCUCGGGUCACUCAGCUUAUUCCCAGUGUUCAUCCCCACAUAAAACUUUACUCGAAACCUCGUUUUGCGGAUUUAAAAGUUCCCAGACUAACAUAAUGACAGAUUUUUCGGAUCCAAAAGGUGACACGGAUUUGGAGAAAGCGAUUUUGUCCAGGAACCACAAUUCUACUGAGGCCAUUGUAGCUGAGGGGCUAGUUAGGAAGGCGCCACCUAUUAAAAUUGAGUCUGCUACCCCGUUAAAACAGAAAAGCACUGAGAACAAACUGGACGAUAAACCGAAGUUGCCACGUAGAAUCGUAUCCAAGAGUGGAGUAGAAUAUAUUUAUAUUCCACUUAAGGGUCCCUUACCAGCAGAUGAUAGUGUAGAGAAAUCUGCUUUAGAAGUUUCCAGACGUGAGCCAAGACCUUCUUCAUCUAGUAGCUCUUCACAUAAUAAGCCGAGAAGAAAAGCUGAACGAUCUAGCAGUAGAACACCCGCGAAAGCAACAGAAAAAAAAACUGAACAUACCCGCAGGCCAACCCCCGAUACUUUAGAUAGAAUACAAACAGUUACAGAACCCAAGUAUAUUAGGAUUAGACUUAAGCCUGAUCAUUGCUAUGAAGAUUACGAUCCUUCGAAAGAAACCAAAAUCACUAAAACCUCUAACUUGAGUUUAUCUUUACAUAGUCCCACUGUAGGGCAUGCAGAUAACAGUUUCCAUGUUAUCCAGCACCACGCAAGAAGUUUAACAAACAGUCCUAAACUUUUACGGAAAGAACCUGGUGGAAUCAGUCCAUCCCAAUCAUUGCCAAGAAGAAACUCUUUUGCUACACUAUUUAGAUCAGGCUCAGACGUUUCAAGUUCAUCAAAAACAAAGAGGAAAACCACAUUUACGGGGUGUAUUGAAGUGAGACACAGAAAAAAUACUUCCGCCUGCGUGUCUUCUAAUGAAAGUGUCGAUAGCAAAGGCAAGCAAAAGUCUGUGCUAUCUUUAUUUAAAUUUUCAAACAAAGACAAGUCUAAGUCAGCCGAAGCCACUCCGGAAAAAAUUAACCGGACUCCAGCCAAGCCUCGACCUACCAGGCAAGAAAAACCGGAUAAACCUCUUCAAAGUGAAAGUAUUAGGAUACCUCUGCACUCACCAAAUUAUUAUGAAGAAAAAUCCUUAUUGCAAGAGGUGCAAACUUCAAGUCAAGACUCACAAGUUACCGUGGUAGAAGUAGAACCACCACACAAGCCAAAGAUUGAUAUGGUGCCAGUUUCUGAAGAAACGAUUCAAAUUGUAGAAGCAAUUAGUGUAGAAAUUAGUAAAAAAACAGAUUUAGCCGCAAAAGAAAAAGAAGUAGUCGAACAGAACAAUGAACAACCAAAAAACGACGUGGCUACUACUGUGAUAACUGUUGAAGUAGAAGCUACUCAGUCUGAUAAAGAUAUUCUAAAUUUUCCAAGAGAACUAAGUGGUCUCAGCCCUAAAGAAGAAAUCGAUGUGAAAAACUUAUCGCUAGAUUUAACAGAUAGUUUAAAAAAUGUAGAAGCUCAAUCGGUGGGUUCCUUCGAAGGUCACAACUCGUCUGAAUCUGAACGAGACAUGGAAAUAGAAAAAGAAUACAGAAAAUGUGAUAAACCUUUACUUUCUACCAAUGAGUCGGUAGAAAGUGAACGUAAAGCUGUCAUAAGUCAGCAGAAUUCUUUUGAAGAUGAACUGCCUUAUGUACCGACAACACUUCCUCAAGAACGAUCAGCCGCUUUACCAAUAUUACCUAUAAGGCAAAGAAGUGCAUUAGACAUGUCAACUUGCUCCAUAGAACGUCCUAGAUCUACCACGCCCAUUCACUCCAGCGGCUUAGAUAGCUUUGUUGAUAGCUUCGAAGUGAAAUUCGAACCGACAGCUUCAGUAGUGACAACUUGUCCGGAGAAGUUGAAAAUUUCCUUGCCAAGAGCUGAGUCCUGCAAAGCAAAGUGCCAAUCAGAAGAAGUCCUCAGGGAGUUGAAAAGGGGCAAGCUGAGGAACGAAAAGACUAUCGACGUGCCUCCUCCGUUGCCCGCCAAGGGUAUUCAAAAAAGCUGGAUUAAUUUUGAAGAAGUUCCUGAGCGUAGAAAGCCUCCAAAGCGCAUACAGACGAUUCCUUCUAGAGGACAAAUCGAUAUAACCGGACUGGUUAAAGAUAAUAUUGUAUAUACUUACGUGAAUCCUGAAGAGUGCAAGUGUGAAUGUCACGAACAUAAAGAGGGUGAUGCCAAAGUGAUCCAGAAAGAUGAGGAAUUGCUAAGUACAGAGAAAAAUGGGGCACAUGUAGCCAGAUAGGAUAAUGUUAGUUAUGUAAUUGGUCACGAUGAUUUGAACCUUGUGAUAUACUACUUUUAAAAAAUCAUUAAUAUCAAGACUGGCCGGUUUUGAAAAUACUAAUAGCAGUCUUAGAAUGCGAUUGUUUUAAGCGGAUUUUCGGAAGAUUUUUUUGAUUCUCUAGGUUAAGUAUGAAAAAUUUAUAAAUAACGUUUUAAGACAUGUUAAAGGUAAGAAAAAUCGAUAUAAUCGUUAAACAAAUGUUAAGCAAUACUCUAUUGUUGGUUUCGAAAUUCCUAUGUAAAUUCCCUUAAAAGAUCAUUGUUAAUU
This is a messenger RNA of Anthonomus grandis grandis, 3562 nucleotides long. RefSeq lists its product as uncharacterized. NCBI's taxonomy places the organism in Eukaryota, Metazoa, Arthropoda, Insecta, Coleoptera, Curculionidae. The transcript has 4 exons. Bases 266 to 3253 code for a protein of 995 amino acids. The record is from RefSeq and is a predicted model, not a curated record.